AUGAGCUCACAACCCUUCUCGCCAACCCGCGACAGCCACCGCCGCCGCAGCAGCAGGCACCCGUCGGAGCGGGAUCGUGACUCCCUGUCCGACGACGACCUUCACCGCCGCCGCCGCCGCAGCCGCAGCCGCAGCCGCAGCCGCGUCGACGGCGCCGACAGCGACAGGUACGCCGUGGUGCCCCGGCGGAAGCAGCGGAGCCGGUCGCGCCGCGGGGACGAUUACGACGACGAGGACGACGAGGGUAAGGCCAUGGGGCGCGUGGUGCGGCGGCGCCGGUCCGACGACUCGAUCGCGUCGUCGUGCUCGGGGCGAACCCAGGUCUACGACUCCCGCGGGCGCCGCCAGGACGACCACCACCACCACCGCCACCGCAGGGACCGCAGCCAGUACAGCGGGCGCGGCGGCCACCACCACUACUACUACGACGACGACGACGAGGACCUGGAGAGGAAGAGGGAGCAGCAACACCAGCAGCCGCCAAAGAAGCGCAGCCGUCUGGACCCCAGGGUCAUCAUAGCGGCCGUCUUCUGCGUCGGGGCGGCGGCCUAUUGCUGGAAGGAGGCGUCGAGUGACCGGAAGAGGAGCCCGAGAAGGGAGGAGUGA
Messenger RNA from Gaeumannomyces tritici R3-111a-1, 606 nucleotides. RefSeq lists its product as hypothetical. Lineage: Eukaryota; Fungi; Ascomycota; Sordariomycetes; Magnaporthales; Magnaporthaceae. The record is from RefSeq and is a predicted model, not a curated record. The transcript has a single exon. Bases 1 to 606 code for a protein of 201 amino acids.